Molecule: messenger RNA, 486 nt
Organism: Ilyonectria robusta
Lineage: Eukaryota; Fungi; Ascomycota; Sordariomycetes; Hypocreales; Nectriaceae
Exons: 2
Coding region: 1-486 (161 amino acids)
Source: RefSeq, a predicted model, not a curated record
AUGUUGGCCGCCGAACGACUUCGGCUCCUCAUUGGAGUCUGCUUCGUCAUUUGCGUGGCCGCUGAUGCGGGAGGCGACUUUGCCAACAAUUUGUUCUCCGGCCUGGCACCGUACGUCUUCACCAGUUUGUCCAGCGAAGCCCGAGUUCUGGCAUCUUAUCGUACUCAGCUUCCAGCGCUCUUCGGAGAAAGCGUCACCAUGCAAUUCAUGAGCCAAUCCAUGGGCUGGGCCGACAGCAUCAUCCUGGCAAUGGCACCGUUGGGCAUAAUCACCGCGAUUGUUGGCGUCUUCGACUACUCCGGAAUCGCCGCCAAAUAUCUCACGGUCGGGUUACUCAAGAAUGGAAAUCCCGUCGCCGAGUAUACCUAUCCCUGCGUCGCAGCUGGUACGCUGCUCUUGGUACUUGACAUGCUCAUCUGCGACUACGUAGUCGAGAGCAGCCAUGUGGAAUUGAGACAGCAUCCGGCCGCUGGGAAGAGCAUUUGA